This is a messenger RNA of Cygnus atratus (black swan), 3337 nucleotides long. It is a transcript of the gene PTPN2, whose product is annotated as protein tyrosine phosphatase non-receptor type 2. The record is from RefSeq and is a predicted model, not a curated record. Lineage: Eukaryota; Metazoa; Chordata; Aves; Anseriformes; Anatidae. The coding region runs from base 37 to 1317 and encodes 426 amino acids. The transcript has 10 exons. Gene Ontology annotation, molecular function: protein tyrosine phosphatase activity. Gene Ontology annotation, biological process: protein dephosphorylation.
CGCUGCGCCGUCGGCGGCGGUCCCGGCCGCGAGUCUAUGUGCGCGGGCAGCGGCGGCGGCGGGGCGGAGCGCGCCGGCCGCUCCCCGGGGGUGGGCAGCUCGGCGGCCGCCGGGCGAGCUGGCGCUCCGGCCGCUAGCACCGCCAUCACCGCCAUGUCCGCCGCCAUCGAGCGGGAGUUCCAGGAGAUCGACGCCACGAACGACUGGCAGGCGCGCUACCUGGAAAUUCGACAUAAAUCCAGUGACUAUCCUCAUAGAGUUGCAAAAUACCCAGAAAACAGAAAUCGAAACAGAUACAGAGAUGUUAGUCCAUAUGAUCACAGUCGAGUAAAACUGCAAAACACAGAAAAUGACUAUAUCAAUGCAAGCCUAGUGGUCAUAGAAGAAGCCCAGAGAUACUAUAUUUUAACACAGGGUCCACUGCCUAACACAUGCUGUCAUUUCUGGCUAAUGGUAUGGCAACAAAAAACCAAAGCAGUUGUCAUGCUGAACAGGAUUGUCGAAAAAGAAUCGGUGAAAUGUGCACAGUACUGGCCAACAAAAGAAGAGGAUGUUAUGACAUUUAGUGAAACAGGUUUCCGUGUGAGGCUAGUAUCUGAAGACGUCAAAUCCUAUUACACAGUACAUCUACUUCAGUUAGAAAAUAUCAACAGUGGUGAGUCCAGGAUGAUAUCUCAUUUUCAUUAUACUACAUGGCCAGAUUUUGGAGUUCCUGAGUCCCCAGCUUCAUUCCUCAACUUCCUUUUUAAAGUCAGAGAAUCUGGCUCACUAAGUCCUGAGCAUGGACCUGCAGUAGUUCACUGUAGUGCAGGGAUAGGACGAUCCGGCACAUUUUCAUUAGUAGACACUUGUCUUGUUCUGAUGGAAAAAAAGGACCCAUUUUCUGUAGAUGUUAAGAAGGUAUUACUGGAUAUGAGAAAAUACCGAAUGGGACUUAUUCAGACACCAGAUCAGCUAAGGUUUUCAUAUAUGGCUGUAAUAGAAGGAGCAAAGUUUAUAAUGGGGGAUUCAACUAUACAGAAACGGUGGAAGGAGCUCUCUAAGGAGGACCAAGCACCAAGUUCUGAGCAGUCUCCUCCACACCCAGCCAAAAUAACCACAGAGAAGUACAACGGGAACAGCAUAGGCCUGGAGAGCAAAGAUCAAACGGAGAAAAAUACUGACCUGCCCUCUAAAGUUCAAGAUAUCACAGGUGGAAACGUUGAAAGUACUGUCCGAAAACGGCUGCGAGAGGAUAGAAAAGCUAACACAGCACAGAAGCUGCAGCAGAUGAAGCAGAAGCUAAAUGAGACUGAAAGAAAAAGAAAAAGGAUUUAACUUUACAGCAGUUGUGUACAACUCGGAUGUUAAAUAAGAACAAAUGUGGACCAAAAUGGAAGACCUGUCAAUCCCAGUGACUUUUAUUUUAGGAAAUGCUUAAAGAAAGAGUGAAAAUGAAGGAAACGUCUUCUGACAACCUCCUUCUCCCCUCCAGUUUCUGGCAAGCUGUUGGCUGUUUCCGUGUCACUUCUGAAAUGCUGUUGUACUUUGAUUCAAAGUGUUACUGUGUUGGGUUUUUUCCUUUUUGGAAAUACAGCAGUCAAAAUACUUGAUGCAUAGUGAACUUCUUAGAAUUUAAUGAAAGUGUUCGACUCUCAGCUGAACACUUCUAUACAAAUUACGCAUGUUUUAAUAAAUAUCAAUAAAAAAUGUCUGGACCUCAGUUGCAAGUAGUUUGCAGGUUUGGAAUUAGUCGUUCAAGUUUUCUGUUUGAUUAUAUCCUUAAUGCAGGGACGGUCCACUUAAUGUGAUGGUACGUUUUUGUUUUUCUUGAAAUGUGUUAAGUAAGAGACUUGAAUUCAUUGUGAAACAGAAUUCUGAAAAAAAAAAAAAAGAUUUAUUUUAUGUAACUAAGAUACUGCAAGUGAAACCUAGCCAAUCUUGUUAAAUCUUGAGUGAAACGGUUUCCUUGCAUCAGUUUAUAUUCCACUGAAUAGGGAAAAAGUGCAAACGUGUAUGCAUGUAUGUGUGUUUGGGUUGUGCAGGCAAUCAGAAAGCCUGGCUAGCUUUAAGCUUAAUGAAUGUUAACCAAAUUAUUUAGUUUGCUCUUUGGCAUUAUUACUUAAGCCUGACACACUUGAUGACCGCACAAGAAACUAAGUUAAUGAAUUGAUGACAAAAGAGGGAGUCUUCUGCAUGGCCAAGUGGCUUAAGUGACAGGAUGGAAGUUGCGAAGUUGACAUAACUCACGGUAGUCUUCCUGGGUUUUUUAACCCUGCUGCCCCCCAAAGGUUUAGGUCAGUCUUUCAUUUUCAUGUAUGAAAAAUAAAUGCGUUCAAAAUUGUACCUCUGUCUGAGUCUUUAUUUAAAUUGGAUAAAUACUUGGGAGAAAAUUCUACUGUGUUCUAAAUUAACAAAGAAACCUGCCGUAUAAAUCAAUGCAGUGUUUGCAGAGCUUAGAAGCAUUUUACCUGUCGCACUCAGGGUGCUUUAGUGCUGUAAAUACCACGGUUUUUGUGUGUUCCUCGGCGCAUAGCCCUACCUUUGUUAAGAACCAAAUGUCUAAUGUCGGAACGUCUUCCUCAGUACGGGCAAACUUUGCCUAGAAACUGAUUUCCAUGCCUCUGUGCCGGGAGCGGCCUACAAAGCUGUGACAGGUGAUGAUAGUCUGUUGAGAUGCGGCCUUCCGUAGUCCCACUAAGGUCAAAGAAGACUCCUCAGUGUUUGUGGUCGAACGCAUGAGUAAGUGGCUUGCUGGACUGACCUAUACUGGAAGCUCUCCAGCAAGUGCGUGCUGUACGCUGCAAUGUGGAAACCCCUUCUGGAAAGGCGACGGCUUUCCAAGAGUGCUUGCCACAGACAAAGAGUAAUCAGUUGAGUGCAUGAGAAGCUGUUUGGUGUUUUAUAGUGAGCUGCCGACCCGUUGUCUCUUCUUAUUUCUUUUUCCUCGUACUGUGUACUGAAUCCGUGACUUUCUUUUGCGUUGUAUGUCGUAGGCCGAGACUGACUGACACCUAAGCCUUCGCGACUUGUGAAUAUUCUGCAGCUAUAAACUGCAAAUUAUUGACAUGCAAAGCGAGACAUGAGCCCCUCUUCGGGAACAAAAGUGAGGUCUGUUAAGUUCCAAGAAGACCUCAGUUAUCUGUUUACAGCGUAAACUACAGCGAGGGGAUGAAGAACACCACCAGCAUGCUACUUUGCAAAACAAAAUAAUUUGCUGUCUUGUGUUUUUAUAAUGCCUGUAUUAAUGUAGAAAGAUGUAAAAGAAAUAAAUUAGGAAAUAUUUUGUUUUGUACUGCCAUACUUAUUGUAUUUUUAUACGUUUUUGGCAGCAUUAAAUAUUUUUUUAAAUCGACAA